Molecule: messenger RNA, 5754 nt
Organism: Eublepharis macularius
Lineage: Eukaryota; Metazoa; Chordata; Lepidosauria; Squamata; Eublepharidae
Gene: TMEM255A
Product: transmembrane protein 255A
Exons: 9
Coding region: 19-999 (326 amino acids)
Source: RefSeq, a predicted model, not a curated record
GGAGGAGUCGCCGCCACCAUGCGCCAGGCCCUGACUCAGCCGCGCUCCAGCGCCAUCCCCCUCUCCGACUCCAUGGGGUCUUUCAAUAGAAGAAAAAGGAAUUCCCUCUACGUAACGGUGACUCUUCUCAUUGUGUCUGUAUUAAUUCUUACGGUUGGUCUUGCUGCUACAACAAGAACCCAAAAUGUGACUGUUGGAGGUUAUUACUCGGGGGUUAUUCUUGGUUUGGGGUCAUUUCUUGGAAUUAUUGGAUCGAAUUUGAUAGAAAAUAAAAAGCAAAUGCUGGUGGCGUCAAUAGUGUUCAUCAGCUUUGGAGUCCUGGCUGCCUUCUGCUGCGCUAUCGUUGAUGGCGUCUUUGCUGCCAGACACAUCGAUCUUAGGCCACUGUACGCAGGACGCUGUCACUACUUUUCAAAAAGCACAGCCCCACCAGAGGUGAGUGAUUGCAUCUGCCCUCUCCAGCAGCGUGGCCCCUGCACGCCGAAGAUCAGAACCAACACCUGUUUCUGCUGUGACCUGUAUAAUUGUGGAAACAGAGUGGAGAUUUCCGGCGGCUACUAUGAAUACAUCGAUGUCAGCAGCUGUCAAGACAUCAUCCAUCUUUACCAUUUGCUCUGGUCAGCAACCAUAUUGAACAUUGUUGGCUUAUUUUUAGGGAUCAUCACGGCUGCAAUCCUUGCUGGCUUUAAAGACAUGACUCCCUCACUUCCUGCUCUUAACUGUACAGUUGAAAAUGCUCGGCCCACAGUAUCCUAUUACUCAAGACCCCAGGUGACUUCAUACAAUACAUAUUAUCACAGCACUCCUCAUCUGCCACCAUACUCAGCAUAUGACUUCCAGCAUUCCAACAUAUUCCCAGCUUCCACACCGUCUGGCCUCUCAGAUGACCCACCAUCGUUAUCGCCAUCACCAAGCUAUGUGUGGUCCCCCAUGGCACCUCCUCGCUACUCCCCACCGUAUUUCCCUCCCUUUGAAAAGCCGCCACCUUACACGCCAUGAAGGGAAUAGGAACGUUGCCACUAGAACUCAUGAAUUCUUUGUACUAGGGGAGGAGAGAGAGCAGACCAUUGCCUACAUAGAAAUACAAAACUGGGGGACUUUAUGGCACUUUCUCUGGGUAGACUGUGCCUUGGAGAGACAUUGAUGUGAUUUAACAGCAGCAAAAACUGGAGAUCCUGCAUCAGGCACCUGCUUUUAUUUAUUUAUUUUAACAGUGUGGAUAAUGGCUGCUAGUGACUCUUUAAGAAAUAUGCUGUCUGGGGGUCUUGCUUGGAGAAUAUGAUUUGGUUGACAAUAGAAUGUGUUUAUCAAGGACCUACAGUUGCCUUAGGUCACCUGGCAUUUUCGGAAGGUGCUUAUUGUGUUUCUGAUUUCCUUUGUCCUCUUUGCCAAAAGGCGUACAAAACCUCUGGAUGGAACACCUGCCAGUUUAUGUAGAAGUUAAUUGGGCACCUUGGUUAAAGGAAGAGCCAAAGAAUGCCAGAUGGUAUAAAACUAGUGCUCUAAGCUGUUGUGAAAGAUAUUCUGCAAUAUACGUGGCCUUAAUUCUGCAUGCUGAAAAUGGGCUUAGAAGGGCAACUAAUGAAGGCUGGGGCUGUUUUCAAGAGACAUCUGCUUGGUUUUCUGUGAUCAAAUGCAUAAUUUUGUUAUUGUGCCAUUAUAGUGCUGUACACUGUGCCAACAGUAUUAUACUAUACUGACAUCUAGGCUUCAUCCACAUAUAGUUGGCCUUUGCACCACGGUUGCUGUACUGCAGACAUCCACAGCUGUGUUUUCCUGUGUAGAUAAUGCAAUCCAGUUGUAAAUGGCUGUUCUACUGCCAUACCCAACUGAGUGUGGCUACUGCCAUAGUGAUGUGUUACGAGCAUAACUGCAUAGUGGGAAAACAAAGUCUUCUUUAGCCAUGCCACACGUUAAGCAACCAUUUUCCUACAUAGGUUUUUCAGUAUAGCAAAAGAUAAAAGGUGUUAACCCAAAAGCUUUCUAUACUCUUCAAUAAUAUCAGAGAAGUCAGACUCUGAAGUGGAAGCUGACAUAAUGUUCAUUAAGUUGUUCCUAGAUCUGCAUGCAACAGCUGUCCACUUUGUCUUAAACAAAUGCCACUUAAGCAUUGCGAGUCUCUCAGGCAGCAGGGUACUAAAACGGACUUCCAUUGUCUUCAGGAGUGUGCAGCUUGACCUUCGCACAAGCAUGCAUUCCUCAGAAGGUGAUCACCUUUAUACUAUAUGCCAUUGAGUCCUCUGCUAGUAUAGUUUCUUGGUGGUUGAAGUGUUGUUAUUCCCACUUAAUGUGGUCACCAACCUUGGUCACCCCUACGUCCAAUGAACACUGCAAUGUUUAAAGGGGACAUGUGCUGAAGAGCCAUGAUCAGCUAUGGCUCAUAGGCAGAAGAUGCCCACGGGAGCAAUCCAAACAGGUCUACUUAGAAGUAAGGGGGGGUAUUCUCAGGAAAGAGUUCUUAGGAUUGCAGCCCACGCCUUUUCUUCAGUCACUAGAAGUAGCCCACUGGGAAAAGAGAACUGAACACAUUGCAAAUUUGGCUACUGCCUUGCGAGAAGCAGGAGCAGCCCCUCAUGUGUCCAUGGUGGAUGCGAUGGGCCAGUUAGACUUUAAGGACAACUUAGGAACAAGUGACCUAAAGCAAGAGUUUCUUGUUAAGGAUGCUGGCUCUUGCUUACUUGAUUACAAUUAUUUAACUCAUGGUCUUUAUUGAUCGUGCACAGGCAAUUUUGAGUUCCAUGCGUGUCAGAAAAUUGGAGUGCUUUGUUAUAAGGCCUUGCUUAUGCCUUAGAUGGAGCCUUGUAUGAAAGAAGAGAAUUUCUUUGAAAAGAAACAUUGCCAUGGAGCUGGAAAGUUACAUUUUUUUUUUACAACCAGCAUUACAAACUGGGUAACACUGAAUGUGGGGAUGGACGUAGGCCCAAAUCCCCAGAGAACUAUAAAGCUUACUGGCAGCCUGUGGACAAGCUAAUAUCUUGAGGUCUAACCUACUUCAUAGGGUUUGAGAAGACUGAAGAAACAUCACUGCAUCUUUCCUUGAGCCCUCCCUGGGGUGGGAGGGAGGAAAAAUAAAAGAACCUAAGGGAAACUUGACCCAUGCAAUACCAUUGCACUUUAACCUACUGUAUUUAAUCCUGUUCUUAUGCAAAAUGUUUAUGUAUCCAAAAGGAAGUUUAGGUUCUCUCGUUGAAUGGUGUCAAAAACUAUACUUUCACAACAGUUUCUCUUUGCCACCCCUUAAACAUGGCUUAAAACAUAGGCUUUGAGUUUAACUGAGGUUUGAAGUAAAUACCAUGCUGACAAGGCAAAGAGAUUUCCUGUGUGAUUUUGCACAAGCUCAGAGAGUCUCAUUUGAACCAUGCAGCAACCUGUGGAAGGCAAAUGUGCAUGUUUAGAUUGAAUGCCAGAAAUCUGUAGCCUUUGCGACUAUUUAUUUUAUUUAUUAUUUCAAUUUAUAAACCGCCCAUCCUCAGGGGCUCUGGGGCGGUGAACAUCAGUUAAAAUCAAUAAAAACAAAAAACAAUUCUAAAAUCAACAUACAAUAAACAAUAAUAAAUUAACCAAAUACAUUAAGGUGCAAUGGUGGGGAGAACCCCCACCCCACCCCAAAGGUGGGAGGCCGGCAUGGCACUGCCCCCUUCAGAUACCGAUUGCCUGGCGGAACAGCUGUCUUACAGGCCCAGCAGAACGAUAAUAUGCCCCACUGGGCCCGGGGCCCCAUUGACAGAGCGUUCCACCAGGCUGGGGCCAGGACUGAAAAGGCCCUGGCCCUGGUUGAAGCAAGGUGGGCUUCCUUAGAGCUGGGGACCACCAGUAAACAUUUAUCCACUGAUCGAAGCGGUCUCCGGGGAACAUACAGGGAGAGGCGAUCCUGAAGAUAUGCCGAUCCCAACCCGCUCAGGCCUUCAAAGGUAAGAAACAACACCUUGAACCUGAUUCGGAAUUCAACCGGAAGCCAGUGCAGCUGGCGCAGGACAGGUGUGAUAUGUGACUGGUAGUAUAUACCAGUCAGGACCCGUGCUGCCGCAUUCUGGACCAGCUGUAGUAUCCGGAUCAGGCCCAGGGGUAGCCCAGCAUAGAGUGAGUUACAGUAAUCUAGCCUGGAGGUGACCAUUGCAUGGAUCACUGUAGCCAGGUCCUGGGGCGUCAGAUAGGGAGCAAGUUGCCUGAUCUGACGAAGAUGGAAAAAUGCAGACUUGGCAACCGCCGUGACCUGGGCCUCCAUCAACAAGGAGGUAUGCAGGAGCACACGCAGACUCUUCACUGCCAAAGUUGCCAGUGGUGUCCCAUCCAGGGCAGGGAGCUGGAUCCCAACAUCUGGCAGCCCUCAUCCCAGCUGCAUGCUCUAAGUACAUGUAACUGCUGUGCAUGCAUUUCAGCAGUUAAAAAAUGAAAUUCUCUGCCUGUGCAGACACGUGGGUGAACUCUCUUGCUUUUGGCAGUGUCACAUUGAAAUCAGAUAGCCAGGUAGUAAAGAGAAGGGGGCCACAGUUCAGAGGUAAGCACUCAUAAGCCUAUUUACAUCAGUUGGCUUAAGGGUCCUUAAUUUGACAUUGGGUUGUGGUUAGAGGCUUCUGGAGCAGUUGAUGCAAAAGAAGGGGAGUCGAGUUGUGCAAAAAGUUUAUGGAAUAGAUACUUACCAUGCUACUCUCAGACCCAUUUGCUUCUGGGACUUGUAGAUUGUGCUGUAAGGAUCUCCAACCCGAGUAAAGAGAAGGCCUGGCUUGUGUAGCCUUUGGCAUGAGCACUGCGACUUCUGGGUACAAUCCAGCCAAGUUAAGGAUGCUUGUAUAACACUGUACCCGUACCAAAUAUUGUAUUUGUCUUCAACAAGACAGAAAUGCUCUUCUACAGCAGCAACAGUCCAGUUUGUGAAACUUACAAAGGAAGAAGUGAACGGCUUGUCAAGAAAAGCUGCACCGAGGAACCACACAAGCCUGGAUUUUCUCCCCAAAACUGUGCCAUAUAGACUACCGCCCUGAAAUUACUCCAAAUGUGCUUCAGUCAAGAAUGUCAUUUGAAUGCAGCAAACAUUUUUAAAGCCUUUGUUCUUAUCUUCAUUUAAUUCUAUGAAAUGGGCAAAACUCACCACAACAGUCUGCAGCUUGGCUUUGUGCUAUUCUUAUUCACAUCAGUGGAUCACUUACAUCCUUCCCCAUGAAUGUCUCUGCUUCUGAAAACAAGCACGGGAAACUACCUUAUAGCGAAUGGGACUCAGUGUCAUCUCCUCUGACUGGAAGUAGCUCUCCAAGGUUUCAGGAAGAGACGAGUCCUCCCUGAUUUAUCCUAUCCAAGAUCCUUUCAACUGGAGAUGCCAGGGAUUGAACAUAGGACUUUCUGCAUGCAGGACAUCUGCUCUAUUGCUGAGCUAUAGCCUUUCCUGUGCUUUCUCCCCUUCCUAUUCUGCUAAAAUUUGAAGUGUUAACAUCUUGUGUGUUUAGGAAUCAGCACAGCAGUUUAUAGGAAUGUACAGGAAGACUGUGCAUUCCUGAGAUAUGCAGCCUACUUGGGAAAUGUCAUUAAUGUUGAGUUUUAAUGACAGUGCACACUUGCAACACCUUUGUUGUUCUUAAAGGGACAGGACAGGGGGCGCAGAAACUCCUGGGAUUUUUUUCAGCUUUCAGUGGAAAUGUAUGCUUCUAAAUGUAAAUACAGGAGUUCUGUCCACCAUCUCCAUCUUUCAAUCCAUUUCUUGUGACAAUUUAAUGAGUACGUGAGUCAUGUUUCCUUGGACUAUUUAUAAAAUGAAAAUAA